AUGCAGACUACCGAACCACCGGUAACAUUUAAGCGUGUUGAAGUUUGGACAAAUUCACUAGAAGUAAAAACCAUUACAGAUUGGACUACUUUGACACAAAAUCCUAAUGAUGAUCAAAUAAGUUCCACAAGGGAUGCUUUGACUAAGAGUGGAUGUCCAAGUGGUAUUGUGGAUAUUCUUCUUUAUAACAGUGAUUUACGUAACUGGACAAAUCAUUUAAAAAAUAGACGUAAUGAUGGUUAUGACAUAGAUAAUAUGAAAAAAUUGACAUGUAGAAGUAUUCCAGGAGCACCAGUAGUAUACGUGGCCCGUUCUGAUAACGAAUUGGUGCCACCGACAGGACUAUUAUUCAUUUUCGAUAGCCUUGUUGCAUAA
This is a messenger RNA of Adelges cooleyi (spruce gall adelgid), 375 nucleotides long. Its product is annotated as E3 ubiquitin-protein ligase NRDP1-like. Gene Ontology annotation, molecular function: ubiquitin protein ligase activity. The transcript is spliced from 4 exons. Lineage: Eukaryota; Metazoa; Arthropoda; Insecta; Hemiptera; Adelgidae. Gene Ontology annotation, biological process: protein ubiquitination. Bases 1 to 375 code for a protein of 124 amino acids. The record is from RefSeq and is a predicted model, not a curated record.